Molecule: messenger RNA, 2015 nt
Organism: Cuscuta campestris
Lineage: Eukaryota; Viridiplantae; Streptophyta; Magnoliopsida; Solanales; Convolvulaceae
Source: the annotation of a GenBank genome assembly
CUUAAUUUAUUUAAAUUGAAUGCAAAUUUAAAAACAAUUCCAUAUAGUCUAAAAAUGCAAUAAAUAGUCUAGUAAACGGAUUUCAUUCCAUUGCGCAUUCAGUUCUGGGAGCAAAGUAUCAUGAAUGUUCCCAAAACGUCCUUUAAGGGCAUCCCACAGUUCUUUGGGGAUUUUCAACUAAAGAUAUUCCCAACGUAAACUUGGGUUAAUGUGUCGCCUUAGGAACAGUAAAGCAUUUGCUUUCACUUUUUCAGAUGGUGCAUCUUUCAAUUCACUGGGUCUUUAAGUGUGGCAGAGAAGUCUUUAGCCACAAAAGCCAUUUCUACAUCAGAAACCCAACGGUGGUACUCAAGUCCUUCUGAGUCCAAGAUGUCAAAUUCAGGUAUAGUGGGAUCAAUCAUUUCUAGAUAAAAUGCAAAUAAACAAUCAUAAGUAAAUUGAUAUCUUGAAAUGAGAGUUUUAUUCAUAUAAUUCAUGCUCUCUCCUUUGUGUUUUGUUUUAUAUUUUUUUCAAGGGUAAAAUAUUUUCAUGCACAGAAAUAAUAGAUAUGUCAUUCAAUUAUGGCAAACACAUAAAUACCCAUCGGGUAAACACAUAAAAACAGUGUAUAUUUUCAAUUUGUGCCAAAUCCACUUUUAAAAAAAAUCCGUGAAGUCAUUAGCCGUGAACUAAAUUUGACUAUCAUAAUAUGAUUAUCACAUAUAAAGUCACAUAAACUAGAGUCAUAGAACUCAAUUUGGAAUUUGUUUGGUGUCUUCACUUGAAGACAUUCCCUAGACAGUGUUUUGCCCCCCCUUUUUUUUGUGACAAAAGCUGUAGUGUAGUUUUUCAUAAAAAAUAAUUUGAGUAUAAGAAGUUUCAACAAUGGGAGUAAAUUAUUUGAGUUGAAAAAUGAACUACACCAUUACAGUAAAACAUUGGAAUGUAUUACCCACAAUAAACAUACCAAAUGUAUUAAAAUAAAUUAAAUAAAAAGGAAACUGAUUUAAUGUAAAGAUUUAUUACAUAUUUUCCAGAAAAAAAUACAAGUUCCAAUGCACAUAAAAUCCCAAAAAAAUGGUCAAGCAAAAACGAUAACAGACGCCGUGCAUAAAUUUUCCAUAAUUUCUUUGAUGAUCUACUGCCCAUGGGGACUCCCAAAUAUUACAAUUUAAGACGGUGCAUUUAAUUUUUAAGCAUCCGAACAUGCUAUUUCCUUUCAAAAAAUCAAUAGCAGAAUUGGGGAAAACCACAAAUCACAGACACAGUAAACAUGAAUCUAAAACCAGCGAUUAACAACUACCAGAAAAGAAACCAUUUUUUUUUUCAAAAUCAAGGUUCAUGCUUAUAGAAGAAAUUUCAAGAUCAGUAUAUAUGACAAAUAAUUGAUUAAAAUAAGUCAUCAUAUGUAUCACAUAGAGAUAAAAAACGGCAAACACAAGAGUGCACAGAAGCAUCUUAAUUCAAUUGCAAUUAUUAAAUUGGUGAAAAACCUGGACCGUAGGUGCGAAGGUAAGGAAGCUGCUGGUUGUGGUCGUGCGACAGUAAGAAGGUCGUCGUUGCUGUGCGAUCGACUGAGAUUUCGGGGAUACGGGAAGAAACUUCCGAUUGACACAGAUUUCUGGUGCUGGUUCUUCCGAUUAGGCCCUCGCGGUCGUCUGCGCCUCACGAUCGGGAAGAAGGCUUCUCCUUCAGAUUUGAUUCGCGAUGUUCGACGGCGACUGGCGAUUGCGGCGUGGGGAAACUCAGAUGAUGGGAAUCGCAGACCUGGCUGCGGGGUCCUUCCGAUUUGAUUCGCUAUGGGGAAUCGCAAAGGAGAACGGCGAUGGGUGUUCUUUUCCUCUGCGAUGUUCAGUGGAGAUCGGCGGAGAAAACAGGGGAGAGAGGCGGACGGAAAAAAUUAGGGUUGAGAGAUAACUUGUGGGAGAUAUCUUUUGAUAAUAGCUCCCCUUAUAUAUGAAGAGCUUCGUAGGGUUUUACAAAAGAAGGCCCACGGGCCAGUACAACUUAUUACACAAUAUAAAGCAAAUUCUAUC